Molecule: messenger RNA, 3826 nt
Organism: Gasterosteus aculeatus aculeatus (three-spined stickleback)
Lineage: Eukaryota; Metazoa; Chordata; Actinopteri; Perciformes; Gasterosteidae
Gene: slc2a10
Product: solute carrier family 2 member 10
Biological process (GO): D-glucose transmembrane transport; circulatory system development
Cellular component (GO): membrane
Molecular function (GO): D-glucose transmembrane transporter activity
Source: RefSeq, a predicted model, not a curated record
UUUAAUUGUAAAAAUGUUUUAAUUAGAUAUUAAGUUGACUAUGAACUUGGUAGUUUGCUAUGUGUAAUAUGACCUUUGCCCUGAUUACAACAAAAUAAGGAAAAUAAUUGAGGGGUAACAGCAAAGCCGAGUUUAGAUUGAUGUUUUUUUAUUUAAACAAUUCAGUUAGCGGAGGAGGACUAAGACCAUGGAAGCAGUAGGAGAAAAGCCUAAACAUUCAGUAUUGUAUUGGAUGGGACCACUCCAUGUUGUAUUAAUGGCUAGAUACUACGGAGGAAAUACGUGACUUGCCAGAAAGCUCCGGUUUUGGCUUUUGGCAAAUUGUCUUGCUUUUUUUGUGAUUCGUCCUCGGUCCUCCUCAAAGUCCACUUGGGCUCAAACGAGCGAGGGACGGUGCGACCGGACACCGAUGUUUCUCGACCGUGGAGUUCGCCUCUAAUCUCUUGGUGUAACCUUCACCUUCAACAUGCUUGUCUGCAAAGUUCUUUCUGGUCUCCUGAGACGGCUCGCUGAGAGCGCGGUGCCUGCUCUCAACCUACCGGCAGACUGACUCGUUACAACUUUGAAGACACCUGGGCUGCUAAUUAGAGGACACACCUCGGUCUAACGUGUCCCUACGGUCAAAUUAUUGCUCUCUAGGAGCACCAUCAUUUUGUCCAGGCCAUUUUCAUUAGUUGAUUUUUUAAAAUGAUUCUGUUGAACCAAAAGUCAAAAGCAAUGUCUGAUUUCCAUUAGUUCAUUUUUAUUUAUUAUUGCUUCAGUCAGUUUCAAGUUGUUUCAGUGACCAUUGUGGGGUUUUCUUUGUUUAACCGAAGGCUACCAGCAGCUUGUAUCCGGUAAGUUCAGUAUAAUUUGAUGCCAAUAAUUGUUCAUUUUUUGUGCUACAGUGUGAAUCUCCAUAAAUACAGCUGUUCGAUAAAAGUAAUUCAUUUCUCCAUCGAUUCGGUUUCGGUACAAAGAAGUAGAACAGUACUCAAAUAAAACUAUAUUUAAUUCAAUACUAACUAAAUGAAGGGACAUUUUAUGUUCUCAUUUCCAUAUUCACGUUAUUUUAUUGACUCGUGUUUAUUUCCUUGACACGUUGUCUCAUGUAUCUUUCCGUGUCCUUCCCUCCUACACCCUACGGUCGGAGACGUGAGGACCAAGUGUCUCCUCGUGUAACCCGACACCGCUGCCACGUCGCUCCCACUUCCUGCAGGGACCCGGUCCCUCCGCGGGGGGCCUCCGGCUGCACGGGGAGUCCGCCCCGUAGCGGAAAACACCGCAGCGCCGCACGGCCGAGUCAAUGUCCCCGGAGCCCCCGAAUGUCCCCGGAGCCCCCGACUCCCCCAGCGAGGAGGCGGACUGACCGCCGCGUGUGUCCCGCUUAACCACCGCCUCGGCCCGGGCCGGAGAGGACGGAUAACGGUGUCUGGAUCCGAGGAACCCUUCUGCUUCUUCUCUCCCAGGGGUCAGGAGGACCCGAGGACGUCCUGCCAAGAGAUGAACCCAGACCUGCACAGCCUGACUGACGUGUGAAGGUAGCAGCAGUUGCGAUGGGUAGCUCCGUCCUCCGCUUUGCCAGCCUGGUGUCCACUCUGGGCGGCCUGGUCUUCGGUUACGAGUUGGGCAUCAUCUCAGGAGCUCUGCUGCUCAUCAAGGUGGAGUUCAGGCUGUCAUGUGUCCAGCAGGAGGCUCUGGUCAGCUCUCUGUUGGCAGGAGCUCUGCUCGCCUCCAUCGUGGGCGGCUGGCUCAUCGACCACCGGGGCCGCAGGAGCUCCAUCCUCCUGGGCAACGUCUUGAUCCUGACCGGCAGCCUGGUGCUGCUCAUCGACUCCUACUCGGCACUGGUGGUGGGCAGGAUGGCGGUGGGCUUCGCCAUGUGUAUCUCCUCAAUGUCCUGCUGCAUCUUUGUGUCCGAGAUGGUCGCCCCGGAUCGCAGGGGCCUCCUGGUUACUGCGUAUGAAGCCGGGAUCACCGUGGGCAUCCUGGCAGCCUACGCCAUGAACUACAUCCUGUCCGACUCUGAAGGAGGCUGGAAGUGGAUGUUCGGAUUAGCCAUAGUACCGACUACGAUUCAGUUGGUCGCCAUCUGGUUCCUCCCGUCCAGCACGGAGGAGACCUCCAGCCCGAGAUACGGCUUUCAGACUGAGAGCGGCGCGAUGAAUACCGUGGAAGCGGGUGACCCCAGAGCCGGUCUCCGCGCGGAAAGCAGGGCGGUUCAGUACAACAGCACGUGCCUCUUCCAGCGCAAAGACAACAUGAGGACCAGGAUCCUCAUCGGCCUCGGGCUGGUGCUCUUCCAGCAGUUCACCGGCCAGCCGAAUGUCCUCCUGUACGCCUCCACCAUCUUCCACGCGGUGGGGUUUCGGAGCAAUGCCUCGGCGGUGCUGGCGUCCGUGGGCUUGGGCUCGGUCAAAGUGGUCGUCACUCUGCUGUCCAUGGUGUUCUCGGACCGGGUGGGGCGGAGGCCCCUGCUCAUCGGCGGAUGCUCCGUCAUGGCGCUGUGCCUGAUAACCAUCGGGCUCCUCAGUGGAGGUUCAGCGAUGAAUGCCGGGAGGCCUUGUGGCUCCGAGGUCAACGGGACGACGCUGCAUCCUCUAACUCCUGGCAAUCAAUCGGCGUUGGACAUUCCUUUACACCAGAGCCACAGACGUCUGGACCACAACACGCACGGCGACGGUGUGGUUCUCGAUGGGGUUGUGCAGAUUCAGCCAGGCGAUCCUUCGGCACCUCCUCUGCCCCCCCGUGGCUCGGUGGUGAACUGGAUCAUCCUCCUGUGUAUGAUGGCUGUUGUCGGUGCAUACUCUGUUGGAUUUGGACCAAUGACCUGGCUUCUCCUGAGUGAAAUAUUUCCAGCUGCUAUCAGAGGACGGGCAUUCGCAUUCACCAACUGCUUCAACUGGGCCGCCAACCUGUUGGUCACAUUCACUUUCCUGGAUUUUAUCGACGCCGUCGGCCUGUCGGGGACGUUCCUGCUGUACGGCAUCACCGCUGUGGCCGCUGGGCUUUUCUUCUACUUGGUGCUACCAGAGACCAAAGGGAAGACUCUGGAGGAGAUCGACGAGGAGCUGCGUUUGAACAAGUUUUACCACGGCGAGCAGUGCUGCUGCAUCGGGAGCUGGAGAGGACCGUCCCCACAGUACCAGAGAGUGCGCUGUCAAGUCAGCGAGUCAGGGUGAUUACACGUACGAUACGUACGGACAUGACCGAUGUUCGGCUCACCUGUGGCACCGGCUAUUGGAAUAUACGGUUACCUUUGAUGCUUUGUGUGAACAUUUUAGGUGUUUUUUCCAUUUUUAAGAAUGGAUCAGUUCAGCUUUAGGUUCAACACCAGAAGCUGCUGUGCACCUUUAUACGUUAGGUGGGUUGUAAGUAGGAGCAGCCGUCUUGUUCCCCAACUUGAUCCUAAUACUACAUAAUUUCCAGAAUGAGGGACCAUAUUUCAAAGCGCCCGAACGCCUAAACUAAACCCGCUGUCUCCCGUCGGUUUGGUUCUGUCUGAUGGUCUAGUCGUCGUUUUGAAGCUCUCAGGCAGACAUUGGGAGUCCUGUUAUUCAUAUUUAAAGCAACCAGACUGUGUCCCAUCCAGACAGAUCAAUGAAUAUUACAUGUAAAGUCUUCACUGUAUUGGUAUCAUGUGGUGUAUUUGAAUGUGGGUCAUAAAUCAGAAUACAUUCUUGAUAAAUAAAACACGUUUAUUUACACAAAUAUUUCUCAAAUACUAGUCUUCUACAUAAGGACAUAAAAAUAUAUACAGUGAUGUAGGGACUGCAACUGCUCCGUUCUCGGGUCAACGUAUCCAUGUUUGGAUUCAUUUGCAUUUUGCAAGAUUGAAAAAAAAAAA